This is a messenger RNA of Eutrema salsugineum, 1689 nucleotides long. RefSeq lists its product as uncharacterized. Bases 1 to 1689 code for a protein of 562 amino acids. Lineage: Eukaryota; Viridiplantae; Streptophyta; Magnoliopsida; Brassicales; Brassicaceae. The record is from RefSeq and is a predicted model, not a curated record. The transcript has a single exon.
AUGGAUUCCAUCGGUGAAUUUCAUGAGGUAGAAAAGGAUGGUAAGCUGUUUCAGGUCUAUCACCAUCCCAUUCUACAAACACAAAGCCCAAUCAACUCCUCACCAGGUGAAGCCGCCAGCAAUAACCAGCCUCAUCAACUUUUCUUUUUAUGCCCUAAUAUUCGUUGGCAAGACGUGUAUUAUAAUUCUGAGUUUAACAUUGUGCCGCUCGAAAUUUCCCCCGAGUGCAAGCAGGGGGAAAAUGAAGUACUCCCUUUGUUUUUCUGCAACAAUAAAGAAUUUGAUGUCAAUGGCGGGUGCGAGGUAUGUCGCGGCUCACGUUUUGGUACAGACUACUAUUUUUGUGUCCACUGUGAUCAAAUAUACCACAAAGAAUGCGUCAAAUCUCCACUUAAAAUAAAACACCCUUACCAUCCUGAGCAUCCUCUCCAACUUUACUAUCAUGUUCAUUAUGGUCGCGUUGACGUUAUUGAGUGCUUAUGUUGUGCAAGAGGAGUUUCAUAUCUGGUAUAUCAUUGUACGAUAUGUCAGAUUUUUAUGCAUCCAAUCUGUGCAAUGAAGUCGGUGCCCUUUGUUAUAGAGAAACCAAAAAGGCACGACCAUCCCCUAACCUCGUUUCCUAGACCAGCUUGCUUAACAUGCGAUGUUUGUGGUUUAGUGAGAAAACUUCAUCCUACCUACGUUUGUCUCAGAUGCAACUUUGUAGCUCACAAUGAUUGUCUGUCUUCCCCACGCGUCAUCAAGAUAUCACGUCACCAACAUCGUAUCUCCUAUGUUCCUUGUCUUCCAUCCGGAGAAUGGUCUUGUGGGGUUUGUCGUCAAAGCGUUGAUGGUAAUUAUGGUGCAUAUACUUGUGCACAGUGUGGUAAUUAUGCGGUUCAUCCAAGAUGUGCUCUACGAAAAGAUGUAUGUGAUGGAGAAGAACUCGAGGGUGUAGAAGAAGAUGAUAUCACACAAGAUCUUGAGCCGUUUGUUAUGAUAUCUGAUGGAGUGAUACUUCAUUUUCUUCAUGACCACCCUCUCCGGCUUGAGGUCAACAUACUUUACGAUGAAAACAAGCUUUGUCAAGCGUGUGUUAUGCCUAUCUUUGAAGAGAAGUUUUAUUCUUGUAUGGACUGUGACUUCAUCCUACAUGAGUCAUGCACAAAUGCUCCCCGCAGAAUGCAACAUGCCUUACAUCCUCAUAUACUUACAUUGAAAGCUGUAAGUCGAUAUCCUAAUGGUCUCUACAAUUGUGAUGCUUGUGCUCGUGAUUGUGAUGGCUUUAUCUAUGAGUGUCCCAAACUGGAAUGCGAUUAUGGUGUCGAUGUACGUUGUUCUUCACUUUCUGAGCCGUUUGAUUUCAAAGGUCAUGAGCAUCCCUUGUUCCUAGCUUUAGACCCAAGGGAAAACCCCAUAUGUCAGGUAUGUGAAUCAAUAUGUGCCAGCCAAUUAAAUUGCAUCAAGUGCAAUUUUAUUGUAUGUAUUAAGUGUGCUACCUUACCAUAUAAGGCAAAGUAUAAGCAUGACAAACACUUACUCGAGAUUCUAUGGGGGGAUGAGGUAUGUGAAAAGGAUUGGUGCGAGUUGUGCGAACGUAAUUUAGGAGAUACAGGCACAAAGAUAUUCUAUUGGUGCAACGACUGCUGCACCACUCUUCAUAUUGAAUGCUUAUUUGGUGAUGAUCCGUAUGUGAAGCCUCGUCAAUGA